Messenger RNA from Lontra canadensis (Northern American river otter), 1430 nucleotides. RefSeq names its product SHANK associated RH domain interactor (gene SHARPIN). Lineage: Eukaryota; Metazoa; Chordata; Mammalia; Carnivora; Mustelidae. Gene Ontology annotation, biological process: protein linear polyubiquitination; positive regulation of canonical NF-kappaB signal transduction; proteasome-mediated ubiquitin-dependent protein catabolic process. The record is from RefSeq and is a predicted model, not a curated record. The transcript is spliced from 9 exons. Gene Ontology annotation, cellular component: LUBAC complex. The coding region runs from base 157 to 1359 and encodes 400 amino acids. Gene Ontology annotation, molecular function: ubiquitin binding; ubiquitin-protein transferase activity.
AUCCUGGGGAAAGCAGGAGGCUCCGACGCGGGCUCCGAUGCUUUUGCGGCGUCCGGAACCCCAGGCUCGCGGCCCCAGUUUCCGGCCGGCCGAGGCGCUCAGCGGCCCGAGCGCACGGAAGCGGGCUCGGGGGGCCGGGCGGGGGCCGGACCGGAGAUGGCGCCGCCCUCGGACCCGGACUCGGCCGCGGUGCUCCUGGCUGUGCACGCCGCGGUGAGGCCACUGGGCGCGGGGCCGGACACCCAGGCACAGCUGCGGAAGCUGCAGCUGACCGCGGACCCCGAGCGGCCCGGGCGUUUCCGGCUGGAGCUGCUGGGCGCGGGGCCUGGGGCGGUCAGUCUGGAGUGGCCCUUGGAGUCCGUUUCCUACACGGUCCGAGGCCCCAGCCAGCAUGAGCUGCAGCCUCCACCGGGAGGGCCUGGGACCCUCAGCCUGCAUUUCCUCAACCCCCAGGAGGCUCAGCGGUGGGCAGCGCUAGUCCGAGGCGCCACCAUGGAGGGGCAGAAUGGCAGCCUGUCCCAAGCCCUGGGCCCAGAAAUGUGCCCCGUUUCCCCGCCCAGUCCCCCUGAGGUGCCCACGCUCCAGGCCCUACAACCCAAGGUGGAUGUUUGUUGGAGCCCGGGAGAUGCUGUGGAGAAAGAAGAGCUGGUGCGGCGCCUGGCCCGGGCCAUCGAGGCUGGGGAUGAGCAGGGGGCAGCCCAGGCUGUGGCCAUCCUGGCCCAGCAUCAUGUGGCCCUCAGUGUCCAGCUCCAGGAGGCCUGCUUCCCUCCCGGCCCCGUCAGGCUACAGGUCACGGUUGAGGAUGCUGCGUCCUCUGCCCAUGUCUCGCUGCAAGUUCACCCCCACUGCACCAUUGCGACCCUCCAGGAGCAGGUGUUCUCGGAGUUUGGCUUCCCACCCGCCGUGCAGCGCUGGGUCAUCGGGCGGUGCCUGUGUGUGCCCGAGCGCAGCCUUGCCUCCUAUGGGGUCCGGCGGGAUGGGGAUCCUGCUUUCCUCUACCUGCUUUCAGCCCCUCGAGAAGCCCCAGGACACAGCCCUCAGGGCCCCCAGAAGUUGGAUGGGGAACUAAGUCGCCUGUUUCCUCCAUCACUGGGGGUGCCCAGAGCUGCGCAGCCGGCCAGCUCCAGCCUCCCCAGCCCCCUUCAGCUGGUCCUGUCCUUCUUGCACGUUCAUCAACGCCCCCAGCCGACCUGGCUGCGAGAUGUGCAGCACCCAGAAGCCCUGCACUUGGGAUCCCCUUUCUGCAGCCUCUGCCCAGCAGCCACCAAAGCCCCAGGUCACAGAGAGAGAGGAUGCCCCAGUCCCUGCAGGCCCGAGGCCCGCGGACCCCUCCUGAAACUCGCAGGGGACCUUUGCUGACUGCUCACUAAGGAUAGCACCUGGGCUGGGGAGGGGCACAGUCUGGAGUCAUUAAAGACACUUCUGAGCCA